Messenger RNA from Dissoconium aciculare CBS 342.82, 2060 nucleotides. RefSeq names its product Indoleamine 2,3-dioxygenase. Gene Ontology annotation, molecular function: heme binding; metal ion binding; indoleamine 2,3-dioxygenase activity. The transcript has a single exon. NCBI's taxonomy places the organism in Eukaryota, Fungi, Ascomycota, Dothideomycetes, Mycosphaerellales, Dissoconiaceae. Gene Ontology annotation, biological process: 'de novo' NAD+ biosynthetic process from L-tryptophan. The coding region runs from base 495 to 1967 and encodes 490 amino acids. The record is from RefSeq and is a predicted model, not a curated record. Gene Ontology annotation, cellular component: cytoplasm.
CGCCUGGUAUAGUCGUGUGUUUUUGGCAUACUAGCUCACCAGCCGACUUGGGUUCUCAUCCACUCCACGUCCCCGAAAGUCACGCCUUUUCUCGUCCACCUUCACUCAUCAUAUAUAUACCGGACUCUUCCGCGCUCGCUUCACUCUGUGCUGUUACCAAUCUCUCUCUCUCUGCAUUCUUGAAACGCAAUCUACAACCCACUCUUGGAAGCCUUGGACAAUUCGCCGGCUUUAUCCGCUCUAACGUGAAUCGCUUAUUCUCAGUCACCACAUUCAUCACGCGACCACACACCACUGCUUCAAGCAACGAAUUUUUUGGCAAUCAAUCGAACACACCUACCCGCUCAUAACCCUCUCGUUAGAGUGAACGGUCGAACUACCAACAUCUCGUCCUCCUCUGGAAUCUAGAACGGCUGGGCUUGCAGCGUUAGAAGACUUCCGAAAACUUCUAGAGUCUUCAGCGUCGCAAGCCUGCGUCUGGCAUACUCGAAAAUAUGAUUCCCGUCCCGAAUCCUCUAGACUAUGAUGUCUCCCUGGAGAACGCAUUCCUUCCGAGCACACCGCCGCUUGAAUGUCUCCCUGACCCGUACUACGAGCAAUGGGAACAUGUCAUGACCAACCUGCAAGGCUUGAUCUUAAGCAAGAGAUUGCGGGAGGUUGUCGAUCAUCUGCCUGUGUUGUCAACAGAUCGUCUCACGGACAUUGUACAAUGGCGACGAGCAUACAGCAUUCUGGCGUUCAUCACACAUGGCUAUAUCUGGGGAGGAUUAAAACCUGCGGAUCGUAUACCACCUUCGAUCUCGAUCCCAUUUUUGGCAACAUGCAAGAGGCUCGAGCUGCCUCCAGUUGCCACAUACGCGGGUCUCGUUCUCUGGAAUUGGAAGCCAAUCUUUGCAAACGAGCCUGUGGAUACUUUGGCGAACCUCGACACAAUCGAGACCUUCACUGGCUCACUCGACGAGAAGUGGUUCUACUUGAUCAGCAUUGCGAUUGAAUCACGAGGCGCACCGAUCAUCCCGAUGAUGUUGAGAGCGAUCAAGGCUGCACGGGAAGGUGACAGGGAUAUGGUAAUUCGGUGUCUGCAAUCGUUUGCGGAGCGUCUGAGUGAAUUGAAGGACAUGCUCGCACAAAUGUACGACAAUUGCGAUCCCCAUGUUUUCUACUACCGGAUUCGACCGUUCCUUGCUGGAAGCAAGAAUAUGGCGGAAGCCGGCCUUCCCCAAGGUGUGAUUUUCGACAACGGCGGCGCGAUCAACCGACAACGCUACGUCCAAUUCAGCGGUGGCAGCAAUGCUCAGUCGAGCAUCAUACAAUUCUUCGACAUUGUCCUCGGUGUCGAGCAUCGCUCUACAGGCGAAGCAAAGCCUGGAAACCAGUCGAGUCCGCAAAUAUCAAAAAGCAAAUAUUCCGCACCAAGCACCAACUUCAUCCACGAGAUGCGGAAGUAUAUGCCUGGCCAACACGCGCGCUUCCUCUGCGAUGUCGACCGUGUGGCCAAUAUCCGCACAUUCGUCGAAGAGAACAGCUCAGACCGCGGCCUCACACUCGCAUACGAUGCUUGUCUCGCAAUGCUCCGCUCGUUCCGCGACACCCACAUCCAGAUCGUGAGCCGCUACAUCAUCGUCAAAAGCCGGGAGGCAGCCUCCGCGAAAGUCCAGGAAACCGCUUCAAAGAAAGUCGACCUCGCGCACCGGAGUAAGCCCGUCGACGAGAACAUCAAGAAGGACCUCAAGGGCACCGGCGGAACCGCGCUGAUUCCUUUCCUCCGCCAAGCUCGCGACGAAACGGGUGAGCCGGCAGUGGAUGAGUGGACGCGUCGGCUACUCAGCAAGAAAGGCGUGCUCGAGAAGGGUGCCAUCCCGGGCGAAACGUCUGCGAGAAAGGUGCUCGAUAGGAUCGAUGGUCAAAAUGGCUUGGAGAAGUUGUGGCAGGCGGAUAGUAAUAGUGGCGGACUGUGCACAUUCUAGAGUUUUUAUAUAUACAUAGAAAAAAACAGGAGGGAAAGCAAUUGGCAUAUCAUGCGGUUUUGGGGGCUGGAAGAUGAGCAGAAAGCGAGCCGG